CAGGUUUACACCCUUGUAGUUUAACUUGAUGUACCUCUGCUAAACCUAUCCAAUAUCAACCUGUUCAAGGCAACUGAACUGUUACCACUUAACUGGUUAUUCUUUUCUUGAUUGCUAUUUUCAGAACUUCAUCUGGAGAUUGGCUGCAACCAACACAAAUGGCAACACAAGCUCAAGGUCUGAGUAAAGAUCACAGUUUUAAUGAUCUUUUCAAAGGGCCUUUUGUUGGAGGAGAAUGCAAUGCCUCUGGAGCCCAGAAAGAAAUUAAGCUUGGAAGCAGGAAAGCACUAACUGAUGUUACAAACUCAGGGAAGCUGUUUCUACAUCAGGCAUCAAAGAAGAACAAUUCCAAGAAUUUGAGUGCUACUAGAGGAAGCAUCAAUUUGUCCAAACCCUUGUUUUCUGAUGGAAGAACGACCUGUGUGUCUAAAGUGCAGGAAGAAGUAGGGGUUGGGGGUAGGAAAGCACUUACUGAUGUCACCAAUUCAAAGAAAGAUAAUAAGAGAUUGAGUGUUAAUGGAGGACGCAGCAUUGUCUCAAAACACUCGUCUUCUGUUGGGGUAAAGAGCAACGACUGUAAAGCAGAGGAGAAAGUAGGGCUUGGUUGUAGGAAAGUGCUUAGUGACAAUGGGAACUUAAGGAAGCCAUCUCUGCAUCAACCAUUAAAGAAGACAUAUUCCAACAAGUUAGAUGUUAUUGCAGAGGAACAGUGCUUGCAUGAUCAUCAAGAGUGCAUCAAUUCACAAAGAAGGGCAAUGGAUAUGCAUUUGCUUUCAAUGAUGACACCUGGACUUGAUUCUGAGUUUUCAAUGGAGAUAACAUCUCCAGGUGGGGUUUCAUUUCCGAAGCAAUCAAAGGUUGAGAGUCCCCCCAGAUACCCGGAGUUGGAAGAGAUACCUGUGCUAGAUGAAUGUCUGUCUCCUUUGCAAUGCUGGAGCUGGACACCUAAAUCUCUGAAGACAUCUACAUAUCGGACUGGCUAUCCUUCUCCUAAUCUGAUGUUGAAGGGAACACCGGAAUUGUCCAAGUGUUGAACACCCCCUCCACUCC
This is a messenger RNA of Telopea speciosissima, 1050 nucleotides long. RefSeq lists its product as uncharacterized. The coding region runs from base 159 to 1034 and encodes 291 amino acids. The record is from RefSeq and is a predicted model, not a curated record. Lineage: Eukaryota; Viridiplantae; Streptophyta; Magnoliopsida; Proteales; Proteaceae. Gene Ontology annotation, biological process: regulation of mitotic cell cycle. The transcript has 4 exons.